UCCUAUUUUAUAUUUUAUUUUUCCAAAAACGACUUGAGGCUUAAAAGGACUAAUUUUCACGCUCUUUUCCCUCCUCAUCUUCCCAAAAUCUCAAAAUUGGCGCAAUCGCGUGAACCCUAGAAACCGCCAUCUUCAUCCUCGAGGGAAAACCUAAAAGCUUAAGCGCAACGCAAUGGCCUCCGGCGCUGCAACCAGUGUCGUUCCGGCGAACCGUGCCAGAAGGGGCGGUGGCUCGGCGUUGGACGACAAGCUCGACUUCGUCACGACGGAGGGAAUAGAGCCGAUUCUGAGCUUCGACCAGAUGGGAAUAAAGGACGAUCUACUCCGAGGAAUCUACGGCUAUGGCUUCGAGAAGCCCUCCGCCAUCCAGCAGAGAGCCGUCAGGCCGAUCAUCGAGGGCCGCGACGUCAUUGCCCAGGCCCAGUCCGGUACCGGAAAGACCUCCAUGAUUGCUCUUACCGUCUGUCAGCUUGUCGAUACUUCCACCAGAGAGGUUCAAGCAUUGAUCUUGUCACCGACAAGGGAAUUGGCGACUCAGACUGAGAAAGUAAUACUUGCAAUUGGCAGUUACAUAAAUAUACAAGCUCACUCAUGCAUUGGAGGGAAAAGUGUUGGUGAGGAUAUAAGGCAACUAGAAUAUGGAGUUCAUGUGGUGUCUGGAACUCCUGGAAGAGUAUGUGACAUGAUCAAGAGGAGAACACUACGUACCAGAGCCAUUAAAUUACUUAUUCUUGAUGAAUCUGAUGAAAUGUUGAGCAGAGGAUUCAAGGAUCAGAUUUACGAUGUGUACCGAUAUCUUCCACCAGAGCUUCAGGUUGUCUUGAUUUCUGCCACCCUUCCACAUGAAAUCCUUGAGAUAACAAAUAAAUUUAUGACUGAUCCUGUGAGGAUUCUCGUUAAACGUGAUGAAUUGACAUUGGAGGGAAUCAAGCAAUUUUUUGUUGCAGUUGAAAGAGAGGAGUGGAAAUUUGAUACUCUAUGUGAUCUUUAUGAUACACUUACAAUUACGCAAGCUGUUAUCUUCUGUAAUACAAAACGAAAGGUGGAUUGGCUCACGGAAAAGAUGCGUAGCAAUAAUUUUACUGUAUCAGCGAUGCAUGGAGACAUGCCUCAAAAAGAAAGAGAUGCAAUUAUGGGAGAGUUUCGGGAUGGUACGACCCGUGUCUUGAUCACAACAGAUGUUUGGGCCCGGGGCCUUGAUGUCCAACAGGUUUCCUUAGUUAUCAAUUAUGACCUUCCAAACAAUCGAGAGCUCUACAUUCACCGUAUUGGCCGUUCUGGUCGUUUUGGGCGCAAGGGUGUUGCAAUAAACUUCGUUAAGAGUGAUGAUAUCAAGAUUUUGAGAGACAUUGAACAGUAUUAUAGUACCCAGAUCGAUGAAAUGCCCAUGAAUGUUGCCGAUCUGAUAUAAGACGUGCUGCCAUUAUGUGUGCGUGUGCAAGUGAAGUGCGACGGCUUUCUGCGAAAAGGCAAUCUUGUGCAGCUACUAUGGUUUCUUUUUCUUUUUAAUUAAUUUUUGCGAUGAAUUUGUACACUAGCAGGAGUUCAACUAGAGUUUCUUGGCUAUGCUGACAAACUAAAAAAGUAGAAUUGUUUUUGUUGAUAAGAUUUCUUUCUUGAUGGAUGGUUUUAUUGUAUUUAAUUUAACGUUGAAGUCAAAGUUUUUAAGGCAGUUGUGCCAAAACAUUUUGUACCUUAUCUAAUUCGACAUUUGCUCAACUGUCGUUUGACUCGUUGAUCACAUAUUUGGCA
Morus notabilis is the source of this 1752-nucleotide messenger RNA. Its product is annotated as eukaryotic initiation factor 4A-3. The transcript has 8 exons. Gene Ontology annotation, molecular function: ATP binding; mRNA binding; RNA helicase activity. The record is from RefSeq and is a predicted model, not a curated record. Gene Ontology annotation, cellular component: catalytic step 2 spliceosome; nucleolus. Lineage: Eukaryota; Viridiplantae; Streptophyta; Magnoliopsida; Rosales; Moraceae. Bases 173 to 1411 code for a protein of 412 amino acids.